Messenger RNA from Beta vulgaris subsp. vulgaris (sugar beet), 942 nucleotides. RefSeq lists its product as hypothetical. The record is from RefSeq and is a predicted model, not a curated record. NCBI's taxonomy places the organism in Eukaryota, Viridiplantae, Streptophyta, Magnoliopsida, Caryophyllales, Amaranthaceae. The coding region runs from base 120 to 602 and encodes 160 amino acids. The transcript has 2 exons.
GUUUAUCCAUUUCCAAUUUCACUCUUUCUCCCCAUUUUCGUCUUCCUCUUCCUUCUCUCUACUUUCUCUCUCCUAGGGUUAGGGUUUUAUCGUUUCAUUUUCUUCACAAACAAUCAGAGAUGACUCAAGAAGUUCAAAACGGAGCUGAGAACGGUGUUGCUGCUGCUACUGCCGUUGUUUUCUCGGCGUUUAAGCCACAACUUCUUGUUCAGGCUCCUAAGGCUUCUGAUGCUGUUCAGUUUUACAAGUCUGCUUUUGGCGCUGAGGAAGUUAGCCGUACUAUGCACUCUAAGAGGAAGGCUGAGCAAGAACUUCCUCUUGUUCUUUCUGCUGAUCUUAAGCUCGGUUCCUCGGUUUUCUCUGUCUCUGACCUUCCUGAUGAUGCUGCUCAGGUGAAAACUGAAGGAUCUGGCUGUGCAUUCAUUUUGGAGACCGAAGACCUCGACGCUGCGAUUUCCAAAGCUAUUGCUGCCGGAGCUGUAGCUGAAGGUGAAGUAUCUGAAGUCGAAGGUUCUGGACGCGUUGGUAAACUCAAAGACCCAUACGGCUACCUUUGGAUGAUUUCUUCUGUUGCUAAGAAGCCUGCUGACGUGGAGGCCUAAAUCACCGUUUGAUCUUUAAUCACUGCUGAUUUAAAAUUCCUGUUUGAUGAUUUAGAAGAAUCUCAGUAAUAUUAGUAGUAGCAAUUAAUUAGCACUAAAGAAGUAGUAGAUGAUGAACAGUUGUCUUCUAGGUGCUGGCUGGCUGGUGGUAGUAGUGUUGAUAGCUUUAUGAUUACAACUAUCUCUGUUUGUUGUCUUUUAGUUAAUGAGAGAGGGCUAAAAAAUGAUUUUGAAUUUUGAACCACUUUUUUGUUGAGGAUUACUCUUGUUAAUUAAACACUCGGCAGCUGGCGGUUUCUUAACCUUUCUUUAAUGGAGUAAUUAGUAAAGUUUUCCGGUA